AUGCCAAGUACUUUAUGGGCCGAAAUAUCAUCAAAUUUCUUUGAAACAAAAGCAAUCAUACCUUUAACGGAAAAUAAUCUUUUACUAUUUUCAUCGAAUAAUCUUUAUAUAUUAACUGAUGAAGAAAGUUACGAGAAAGUAAAUUCUAAUUGGUCUAGAAAAAUAGCAGCCGCCACCAAACUCGAAAACUUUGUCUAUGCAAUCGACGAAUCUGGGAUCUUAUGGAAAAUCGAUCUUUCCACAUACGUGUAUACACCAAUUGGAGGAACAAAUUCCGAGUCUGGAUACUAUACCAACACAAAAGCAUUAGUAUCUUGUAAAGGAUAUAUCCUUGCCUUUUGUGACUACCUUUGGAAAAUAUACCCCGAUGGUAAAUCUCAAAAAGUAGGUACCGAUUGGGGAGACACUUGUGCUGCUGUUGUUUUCGGUGAUUAUGUUUUUGCCGUGACAACGUAUGGCAGAUUGUAUCGCAUCAGCUUAGACGAUUAUAGUUAUGAAGAAGUGAGUGGUGGAUGGGAUAAUACACGGGCCAUUCUGUCGUUUAGAAAUAAUUUGCUCGUUUUUAUGGAUAAGUUGUUUAGACUUGGUUCUGGUUGUAAAUGGAAAAAGUUGAGUGAUGAUAUUUGGGAGGGUGUUAUUGUUGCUUCUUGUGCGACGGAUGAAGCUGUGUAUGUUGUUGAUAAUACUGGGAAAGUUUAUAGGAUCCAAAUUUUAAAUUGA
This is a messenger RNA of Ambispora leptoticha, 720 nucleotides long. Lineage: Eukaryota; Fungi; Glomeromycota; Glomeromycetes; Archaeosporales; Ambisporaceae. The record is from the annotation of a GenBank genome assembly.